UCAAUUCCCCUCCUGCCUUCAGUAGCUGGAUCUUUCUCCACGAGAAGCUACGCAAAGCUGACUUGGGUAUCCCUGGUUUCUGACGGGAAGGGGAGCCAGGACUGGAGGAGAAGGGGGUGUCUCUGAAGAAUGAGGCCCAGGAAAAUGUCUGAAGCGCUCUCAGUCCUUUUCCGACUCCUGCUGCUGUUAGGUGGGGUGGCUUCUGUGACUUUCCAGCAUCAUCGCUAUGAUGAUCUCAUACGGAUCUUAUACAAGGUACAUAACGAGUGUCCCCACAUCACUCGAGUUUACAGCAUCGGGCACAGCGUCAAGGGAAGACAUCUCUAUGCCCUGGAAUUCAGUGACUUCCCAGGAAUGCACGAGCUGUUGGAGCCAGAAUUUAAAUAUGUUGCAAACAUGCAUGGCAAUGAAGUGCUAGGGAGAGAGCUGCUGCUCCAGCUUUGCGAGUUCCUGUGUGAAGAGUACCGCCAGAGGAAUGAACGUAUCAUCCGGCUGAUCCACAACACGAGGAUUCACAUCCUGCCUUCCAUGAAUCCAGAUGGUUAUGAAGUAGCUGCAGCCCAGGGCCCAGACAGCAAUGGAUAUCUUACUGGUAGGAACAAUGCCAAUGGAAUAGACCUAAACCGAAACUUUCCAGAUCUUAACACCUACAUGUACUACAAUGAGAAGAGUGGAGGACGCAACCACCACUUACCUCUUCCAGAUAACUGGAGAAGUCAGGUGGAACCAGAAACUCGAGCUGUUAUAUACUGGAUGGAAUCCAUCAACUUUGUCCUUUCUGCCAAUCUUCAUGGAGGUGCAGUAGUAGCCAAUUACCCAUAUGACAAAUCACGUGAGCACCGGGUUCGGGGUUUCCGUCGUACCGCUGAUACUCCCACUCCAGAUGAUAAGCUUUUCAGAAAGCUGGCCAAAGUCUAUUCCUAUGCACAUGGAUGGAUGCACCUGGGCUGGAACUGUGGCGAUUACUUUCCUGAGGGCAUCACCAAUGGGGCUUCCUGGUAUUCUGUCAGCAAGGGCAUGCAAGACUUCAAUUAUCUCCAUACCAACUGCUUUGAAAUCACUCUGGAACUGAGUUGCAAUAAGUUUCCGCGCCAGGAGGAGCUGCAAAGGGAGUGGCUUGGUAACCGAGAGGCACUGAUUAGUUUCCUAGAAGAGGUUCACCACGGCAUCAAGGGAAUGAUUCUUGAUGAAAAUAACAAUGGCAUUGCAGGAGCAGUAAUUUCUAUUGCUGGGAUUGCUCAUGAUGUCACUUCAGGUAAACAAGGUGAUUACUUCCGGCUGCUAUUACCCGGCACUUACACUGUCACUGUCACAGCACCUGGGUACUGUUCGGAGACAGCAACUGUGACAGUUGGACCUGCAGAGGCAAUGCAGGUUAACUUUCAUCUUAGAAAAGACAUCUUAGAAAAGACUAAAGAAAUCACUGAGCAAAAAGAGAAAAAAGAGAAAAAAGCCCCUGUCAAAGCUUCCAGUGGAAAAACCCUCCUAAAGAAGGUGGCAUCCCGAGAAACUGGCAGAGAGACACGGAGAGGCAGACCCUGAUCAUGCAUAUGGACUUGGCUCACUGUUGCCUUAAAACCAGUCACUUUGAGCAGGAUGAAGAAAAACCAAGAGGCACGCUUGAUGA
Sarcophilus harrisii (Tasmanian devil) is the source of this 1627-nucleotide messenger RNA. RefSeq names its product carboxypeptidase N subunit 1 (gene CPN1). NCBI's taxonomy places the organism in Eukaryota, Metazoa, Chordata, Mammalia, Dasyuromorphia, Dasyuridae. Bases 130 to 1542 code for a protein of 470 amino acids. The record is from RefSeq and is a predicted model, not a curated record. The transcript has 9 exons. Gene Ontology annotation, biological process: proteolysis. Gene Ontology annotation, molecular function: metallocarboxypeptidase activity; zinc ion binding.